This is a messenger RNA of Pteropus alecto (black flying fox), 732 nucleotides long. RefSeq names its product cadherin-23-like. The record is from RefSeq and is a predicted model, not a curated record. Gene Ontology annotation, cellular component: plasma membrane; catenin complex. Bases 1 to 732 code for a protein of 243 amino acids. Gene Ontology annotation, molecular function: cadherin binding; calcium ion binding. Lineage: Eukaryota; Metazoa; Chordata; Mammalia; Chiroptera; Pteropodidae. The transcript has 6 exons. Gene Ontology annotation, biological process: homophilic cell-cell adhesion.
AUGGGCAGAACUACAGCCACCACGCACGUGUAUGUGACUAUUGUGGAUGAGAAUGACAACGCACCCGUGUUCCAGCAGCCCCACUAUGAGAUCUUACUAGAUGAGGGCCCGGACACAAUCAACGCCAGCCUCAUCACUAUCCAGGCGCUGGACCUGGAUGAGGGGCCCAAUGGCACAGUUACCUACGCCAUCGUUGCGGGCAACAUCGUCAACACCUUCCAUAUGGACAGACACACGGGCGUCAUCAGUGCUGCCAAGGAGCUGGACUACGAGAUCAGCCAUGGCCGAUACACCCUGAUCGUUACUGCCACAGACCAGUGCCCCAUCUUGUCACGCCGCCUCACCUCCACAACCACGGUGCUCGUGAAUGUGAAUGACAUCAAUGACAACGUGCCCACCUUCCCCCGAGACUAUGAAGGGCCAUUCGAUGUCACUGAGGGCCAACCAGGGCCCAGAGUGUGGACCUUCCUGGCCCAUGACCAGGACUCAGGCCCCAAUGGGCAGGUGGAGUACAGCAUCGUGGACGGAGACCCUCUGGGGGAGUUUUUGAUCUCUCCUGUGGAAGGCGUGCUUCGAGUCCGGAAGGAUGUGGAGCUGGACCGGGAAACCAUUGCCUUCUAUAACCUGACCAUCUGUGCCCGUGACAGGGGGGUGCCCCCGCUCAGCUCCACGAUGCUGGUGGGGAUCCGGGUGCUGGAUAUCAACGACAAUGACCCUGUGCUGUUUUCAUGA